AUGCCAUCCAAAGGAUUGAACUUGUUGAUUGUAGCUGCUGGUCUCGGCGUUAAUUUGUACGGUUUGUAUGGCGUAAAGUUUGGCUUGCCCAUCGUGGGAUAUGGUGGUCAUUUCCAAUUCUUGACAAUUGUGGGGCUUUUGGUGGCUACAUUAUCCUCUAUUGUUAGAAUCGUCAAUUUGUUGACAGGCACAUUGAGACCUGUUUACGAGGCAUUAACAGCCAUUGCCACGCCUGUAGAGGGAUUGAUCAGUGCUCUUUACUGGCCUAUUGUAUUAUACGACAAGAAGAUGUUGGUGCCCGAUGACACCAUCUUUGAUUUACCUUUGGCUUUGGACGUCAGUUUGCAUCUCAUCCCUACCAUUGUCUGCUGGGUUGACUUUAUGGUAUUCAAUACUGGAUAUAAGCGAUCUCCUAUCCACAUCUUGGCCAUCUACGCCUUUACCAUGAUCUAUUUUGUGUGGGUCAACAUUUGCUAUGAGCAUAAUGGUUAUUGGCCAUAUCCUUUGUUGGGUAUGUUCAAGAACGACGCACAAAGAGGCGCCUUCUUCUUGGGCUGUGGUUGGUUUUGCUCUCUUUUAUACAAGAUCAUUGCUAAAGGACAUUCCAUGAUUCAUCCUGGCGAUAAGAAGGAAACUGUGCAGGAUCUCAAAAAUAAAAAGAGUCUGUAA
Messenger RNA from Mucor velutinosus, 669 nucleotides. RefSeq lists its product as uncharacterized. Lineage: Eukaryota; Fungi; Mucoromycota; Mucoromycetes; Mucorales; Mucoraceae. The transcript has 5 exons. The record is from RefSeq and is a predicted model, not a curated record. Gene Ontology annotation, cellular component: endomembrane system; membrane. The coding region runs from base 1 to 669 and encodes 222 amino acids.